UCCCCUCUCUGUCUCUCUUUCUCUUUGUUCCCACCUUCCUGGUGGAGGAAGGGAACAUGGACAAGAGGAUAAGCAGCAGCCAGGGGGCUGAAGUGAGGAAAGGCCCAUGGACGAUGGAGGAAGACCUCAUCCUCAUCAACUACAUCACCAACCAUGGCGAGGGUGUGUGGAACAACAUCGCUCGUUCUGCAGGUCUGAACCGCACCGGGAAGAGCUGCCGGCUGCGCUGGCUGAACUACCUCCGCCCCGACGUACGGCGGGGCAACAUCACCCCCGAGGAGCAGCACCUGAUCAUGGAGCUCCAUGCGAGGUGGGGAAACAGGUGGUCGAAAAUUGCGAGGCAGCUACCGGGGAGGACGGACAACGAGAUAAAGAACUUUUGGAGGACCAGAAUACAGAAGAAGCUGAAGCACGGCGAGCCAUUCGGCGUCCAGAACGUGAUGCUCACUGAUGAAGCCAGCACCAGCACAACACAGGUCAACACCACCACCGAUGAAGGUGCUCAACCCGGUGCUUACACCCACAUGCAUGACGAGCAGCAGACUGCAAACCCUGACGGCAUGAUCUCUGAGUUCUCCACCGAGUCCAGUGAUAACUUCUGGACCGUGGACGACUUCUGGUCCAUGCCAUCUCUCAAUGGCGAUUAGUCCAUCCAAAUCCUCCAUCUGUACCGAUAAGAAACGGAUGAGCUUAAACUCAUUCUCUCUCGCAUAUCGUACUAGUUGAUGAACAAAGUAUAUAUGAUGAUUG
Messenger RNA from Musa acuminata AAA Group (dessert banana), 750 nucleotides. RefSeq names its product MYB-like transcription factor EOBII. Gene Ontology annotation, molecular function: DNA-binding transcription factor activity; sequence-specific DNA binding. Gene Ontology annotation, cellular component: nucleus. Gene Ontology annotation, biological process: regulation of DNA-templated transcription. NCBI's taxonomy places the organism in Eukaryota, Viridiplantae, Streptophyta, Magnoliopsida, Zingiberales, Musaceae. The transcript has 3 exons. The record is from RefSeq and is a predicted model, not a curated record. The coding region runs from base 57 to 647 and encodes 196 amino acids.